Molecule: messenger RNA, 4031 nt
Organism: Klebsormidium nitens
Lineage: Eukaryota; Viridiplantae; Streptophyta; Klebsormidiophyceae; Klebsormidiales; Klebsormidiaceae
Source: the annotation of a GenBank genome assembly
CACGCAGUCUGCCGCCAUAUCUCGCGAAGGUCGCUAUAGAAAGUUGAUGGACCGAUGGUUGUUUCACCUGGCGGCAGGGCAGGUAGGUAGUUGGACACCUGCUGUGGCGGUUUGGUUCCCGGGUGUGUCUGAACGUGUCAGUGUUGCGCUAUUGCGCCCUGCAGGAUUCGAUGCAAGCCCCCACAUAGGUUGUGUGUGAAGGAAGGACAAUAGGCAGGGCUGGCACGCCGGCGAUUGAUCGGCAAGACUAUCUGUAAUGCUGUUUGCAAUCUGUAGGGCUUUGCCCCUUUUAUCCUGCAAGAAGGCGGUCCCAGGGUACACUCAAUCCUUUUUGUCUCUGUGGAUGCCAAGCAGCAAGUUGCAUAUCUUUAUGAGCGAUACAUCUGUAUGGCAGUCUGCGUUUCUCAAAUAGAGGGUUGGCGAGAACAUUGUAACGGGGAAAGCUGUACUGGCCAGAGGCUCCGAUUGGCAUAGGCUGUCUUUGAAAUCCUCAAACCUGGGAUGAUGAAAUCUGAUAAGUACAUGUAAUCAAGGGCCUCUCUGGCAGUGCUUUCAACAGUCGAGAAGGGACAAUGGAGGGGCCGAUGGAUGGAGAUAGCAUGCAGUGUGGGACUGGUGUCAGUGCUUUUAGAGACUGGAAGAGGAGCUCCAAGACCCAGGCCAGGGCCGAUACUAGCAAUAUCACCCGGCUCCUAGCUUUUCGUGAAGUCAGUCCUUCAUUGCGGCGGCCCAAGAAGCGUCUUUGGGGUGCUGACACGGCGGGCGUCGAAGGAGCCGCUGGAGAUGCCCGUCCCGCAAAUGUGAAGCAGGCACUGGGCGAAUGGGUGGAGGCCGACUCUUUGAGGCAUUGCAGCGCCAAGUACACAAGUCUGCAUCCAGCCCCUCGCUCCACUAUAGCGGCAGCUUUCAGCUUGGAUGGAGAGACCCUGGCAUCAACACAUGGGGACCACACAGUGAAAAUCAUCAAUUGUCAAACUGGCAAGUGCGUCAAAGUGUUCAGCGGACACAGACGCACGCCUUGGGUGGUGCGCUUUCACCCCUUCCAGCCAGAAAUGCUGGUCAGCGGCAGCCUGGACCAUCUGGUCAGGCUUUGGAAUACACGAACUGGUGUCUGUCAUAUCUCUCAUGACUUCUUGCGGCCCAUUGCCUCCCUUGCUUUCCAUGCCUCGGGCGACCUUCUGGCCGUAGCUUCGGGCCACAAGCUGUACAUGUGGCAGUACAACACGGAGGGCGAGGCUGCCUCCCCCGCCAUCGUCUUGCGUACCCGGCGCUCCCUGCGGGCCGUCCACUUCCACCCCCAUGGGGCACCCUUGCUCCUCACUGCUGAAGUCAAUGAUCUUGACUCUAACGACUGCCCCCCCGCCACUGCCACUGCCCGCAGCUACAACAACCCCCCCCCUACCACCAUGGCAUACACGCCCGCCACUCUGUCUGCAAUGGCAGCUGGCGCCCCUUCCCGCCCCCCUGUUUUCACCCCUCAUGCUGGACCCAAUGUCUUCUCAAACCCCGCUGCGAACCCUGGCCAAAUAGGGCAGAACCCUGCGUGGCCCCCGACUGGCAGUAACGUGCCGCUCCCAGCACCUGCUGGUCCGGUACCUGGCAUGCCUUGGAACGAUUUUUGGAGCUUUGAGAGUCAACAGCAAAAUCGGCAGGGGCAACAGCAAGGAGUUGGCGCAGGUUUCGGUUUCGGCAACCCGGCAAAUCCCCUCCCCUUUGGCUUCAGAAGCCCUUCCCCCGGCCUGUUUGGUAACCUGCAUUCCCACCAUCCAGCCCAGUCCCAUGAGCAGCCGCAAAGAGGGGGGCCGGCGGGACCGUCGGGCGCAGCUGGCUUCCUGCCAAGGCCCUGGGCAGCCACGAGUGGGCAGAGGGCUGUGAAUAGCCCGCCCCUGGAGCGGAGUGGGGAGAGACCGUCAAGCCGGAUGAGCGAAGCAGAAGGGCCCGCGCAGAUGGACGUGUCUCCCCGACCAGCAGAGGGUGACCGGUGGUUGCAGCGACCGGAGGCUGCGGUGGCGCCCCUCAGCACGGGCGGCGUUGCGCGUGCGCUGUCCUUCUCAGGGGCUGCCUCUGCUUCGCAAAGCACCGUACUCGCGCGGACUGACAGUGGGGGCCUGGAGCGCAACCCUUCUGACACCACCGAGAGCAUGGCCAUCGAUCUGGCCAGUGUUGUGUCCCCACCUCCCCCGCUGAGCUAUCUCAAUGUUGCCCCGAGUUCUACCACCCGUGUUGGCCCUGCGCAGACCCACCCGGCCGGCUCGCAUCCCGAGGCCAACGUGGCCCUGGGAUACCCCUUCACGCAGCAGCUGCCCGCACUGGGCAUCCCCCCCCUGCAGCAGAUGGACCUCCCGUUCUGGGGCGGCUGGGCGCGCCUGGGCCAGGAGCCAGCAGCCGGCCUGCGGGGCCAGGCGCCGGCGCUGCCCGCAGCAGGGCCCAACCACAUACAGCACGUGGCGCAGGGCGGGCAGCAGGCCCUGUCCGUGGCGUCAGUCGCCAUGGCAGCGGCAAUGGCGGCUGCACGGGCUGCGGCACAGGCAGGGGCCGGCAUGAUGGGGGCCGCAGCAGCCGGGAUGGGCCAUGCAAGCGGGAUGGCGGGGGGGCACCUGAACCAGCUGCCAAGACCAUUCCAGGACAUGGGCCCUGCCGCCGAAGCCGCUGCGAGCGCCGCGCUGGCUGCUGCGGCCGCUGCGGAGCUGCCGUGUACAGUGAAGCUGCGGGUGUGGCCCCACGACAUCAACAGGCCGACAGCGCUGCUCGACCCGGAAAAGUGCCGCUUGACCAUUCCACACGCAGUGUUAUGCAGUGAGAUGGGCGCCCACUUCUCUCCUUGCGGCCGCUUCCUGGCUGCGUGCGUGGCCUGCCGCUCGCCCCCCGACCAGGAGGACGCCUUCACGCAGACCCUGCGCGCGCUCAAUGGGGGCGCUCUGCACUCGUUUGGCGGCCAUCCGGCGCAGUUCCCCAGCCCGCCCCCCCUGCAGCCGGACUCCCCGCCGCAGCCGCUGCAGGCCAACUCGGUGGUGUACGAGCUGCGGCUCUACAGCCUGGAGGAGGGCACCUUCGGGGAGGUGCUCGCGUCCAGGACCGUCCGCGCAGCGCACUGCCUCACCUCCAUACAGUUCUCGCCGACGUCGCAGCACAUUUUGCUGGCGUACGGGCGGCGGCACAACACGCUGCUGCGCAGCCUGGUGACGGACGGCGCGGGCAUCAUCCCGGUGUACACCAUCCUAGAGGUGUACCGCGUCGCGGACAUGGGCCUCGUGCGCGUGCUGCCCAGCGCCGAGGACGAGAUCAACGUCGCAGCAUUCCACCCGCAAGUGGGGGGGGGGCUCGUCUACGGGACCAAGGAGGGGAAGUUACGGACAGUCACGCAUGAUCGGCGACCAAGACAAAGCAGUGCAAGGCGACAGCUAGAAGACGAGCUUCUCGAGGCCGAAUCCAACGAUGGCCCCUACAACCUAAGGAAUUUCCACAACACUGAGGCAGGUCACAUUCGACAGAUGGAGGCGCGGUGACAUGGCUCACUCAUCGAAGCUAGGGUGGUACAAGCGGCUGGCUCGCAUGGGGCGCCAGGUAGUGUUGGUGGGUGUAGGCUCGUUCAGGUUGCAGGCACCAGGUAGGAUUCGGACGGGUUAGAAGAACAGGUCCAAUUGAUAGGUUAGCACAUAGGACACAAACGGCGGCUAAGCAUACUGCUACACAUGAUUGAGACUCGUUUAAUCGAUCAUUGAAGAUCAUUUCAAAGGAUCGAGUCACUGUCUAUCUCGCAUCCCUUUUCAGUGUAAACGUACGGUUUUGGUUAAUCGCAUCAGCUAAGGACAUCUACCGAUCAAUUGGAACGUCAAUGCAGAAAUCCGAGAGUACUCUUGAUGUGCAUGAAGCCGCCGGCUCCUGGUAUAGAAGAUGCAAUAUUUGAAGUAACGCCUCAACGGAUAGAGACCUUUGGCUGUUUUGGCGGUCCGUUCGACCGGCUCCUCCAUAUGUGCGCCCAGCGCGCAGCAGCUCUGAGAGUUGCUGAUGAGAGUCAGGUUGGAGACGAG